This is a messenger RNA of Mauremys mutica (yellowpond turtle), 1221 nucleotides long. RefSeq names its product canopy FGF signaling regulator 1 (gene CNPY1). Gene Ontology annotation, cellular component: endoplasmic reticulum. The record is from RefSeq and is a predicted model, not a curated record. The coding region runs from base 289 to 840 and encodes 183 amino acids. The transcript has 6 exons. NCBI's taxonomy places the organism in Eukaryota, Metazoa, Chordata, Testudines, Geoemydidae.
CACUGCACCUGGCUGUGGAGGAGCAUGGCCAAGACAGACUGCAACUUGCUCCUGAAGUGAGGGGCUAGACUUUGGGUUGUGUUUGGCCCCUGCAGUGGGUGCAAGCCCAAGGACUGCUGUGACCCCUGUUAGAAGUAGUGAGCAGUGCUGGAGUGGGGGACCAACGUGGGUCCAAAACAGUGGAGUAGAGCAGACAAUGGGCAAGACACCACCUGCAGAGGGCACUCUGGAGCUGGACUGAGCUAAUUCCCGGAGCAGCCAGCAGGAGAUGCCACAGUGGUAGAGACUAUGAGAAUGGUUCUGCUUCGUUUGCUGUUGCUGCUGCUACUAACCUUAUCCAGUAACAAUGUGGAGGGAGAGCGAGAUCAAGAGGUGUUUUGUGGAGCUUGCAGGGCACUGGUCGAUGAGCUACUGUAUGACAUUAGGAAGGUGAAUCAGAAGAGGACCAUUGACGUGGGGUCAUUCCGAAUAAGUCCUGACGGGACACAAGAGAGGAGUAAGGUUCCUUUAGCAAAGUCAGAGACCUACUUAACGGAAGUUUUGGAAAAUAUAUGUGAUAGAAUGAAUGAUUACCAACUGCAAGUGGAUCCUCAAACCCAAAAAAGGACGUUCAAGAGAUUUGCUCCUAGGAAAGAUGAGAAAAUCUAUGCAGAUUUUAAAAAAUUAUAUUUUUAUUCUGAUGCGUACAAACCUUUGAAAUUUGCGUGUGAAAGUAUUAUAGAAGAGUAUGAAGAUGAAAUUUUCUCACUUAUCGCCCAGGAGGCAGACUAUCUAGCUGACAAGCUGUGCAGUGAAAAAUCAGGUCUUUGUGAAGAAUCUGCUACUCACACUGAGCUAUAGCAUCGAUAAACUAUGAAUUUUACAGAGUCAAGUAAGAUGACAACCACAAAAAAAUCUUCCCGUGUAAUCAAAUAGUGAUUCUCUGCCUUUUUUGCCCCUGUAAUAUCUUUUGUUUUUUACAUUUAUAUUUUUACAUGUGCAUAAGUUUCUCUUUGUUUAUUUUCUUUUAUGUUUUCAUAUUAAAAUAUUGAAACUGAUGUUUGCAUGGUUUUGGCAAGGAUCUUAGGUUUAACAUGUAAUUAAUUAUUGACUAUUUCUAUAGGUAAAACAAUUGAUGUCUCAAGAUAUUCAUGCCAGGUGUGUUAAUUUUGACAAAACCAAUAUCUGAUUGUAAAAAAAAAAGUACUAUUUGAGUGUGAAAAUUAUGGCUCUUGUUUAACU